AUGGCAGCUGACACAGGGAGAUACAGAAGUACAGUUUCUAAAAGCAAAGACCCUUCGGGUUUGCUCAUAUCCGUAAUAAGGACUCUGUCCAGCAGUGAUGAUGUGCAGGACAGAGAGACGGAGAAAGGUCGUUUGGAGGAGGCUUAUGAGAAAUGCGACCGUGACCUGGACGAGCAGAUUGUUCAGCACUACACUGAGCUGACCACUGCCAUACGCACCUACCAGAGCAUCACCGAGCGCAUCACCAGCUCACGCAACAAGAUCAAACAGGUGAAGGAGAACCUUCUGUCAUGUAAGAUGCUGCUGCAUUGUAAGAGAGAUGAGCUGAGGAAACUGUGGAUUGAAGGUAUUGAACACAAGCAUGUCCUGAUGCUGCUGGACGAGAUUGAGAACAUCAAACAAGUGCCCCAAAGACUGGAGACCUUCAUGGCCAGCAAACACUAUCAGCACGCCACUGACAUGCUGGUGUCGGCGGUGGACUCUCUGGAAGGCCCCUUGCUGCAGGUGGAAGGCCUGAGUGAUCUGCGCUUGGAGCUGCACAGCAAAAAACUCAACAUCCAUCUGGUUCUGAUCGACGAGCUGCACCGUCACCUCUACAUCAAAUCCACCAGCCGUCUGGGCCACAAGGGGAAAGACAAGAGCCGGCCCGCAGGGUCUGGCCCAAAAGACUCCACCAUACUUGAUGUCAGUGGUCUGUCCACUCCACGCAAACACCCCGAGAUCUCCCAGUUCAGCACACCUGGAAGCAGCAGCUGUAAGAGAGAGAACAUUCAGGAGGGAAGGGAGGACCUGGAUGUGGACCCCGAGGAAAACAGUGCUGAGUUCAUGGGCAUCCUCAUCAAAAGCUUGGCCAAGCUGAAGAAGAUUCCGGAGACAAUCAAAGCCAUAAUGGAGCGCCUGGAGCCUGAGCUCAAGCAGAUUCUCAAGAGAUCCACCACCCAGAUCGCUGACCAUGCUUACCAAAGAGGAGAGAACCUGACCCAGGAUAACCAGCCCAGGCUGCUGUUGGAACUGCUGGAGUUAUUGUUUGAUAAGUUCAACGCCGUGGCGGCAGCCCACAGUGUGGUGUUGACACACCUGAAGCGGAUCAUGACGUUACCCAACGGCGCUCAGGAAGACAUCAAACUCUACGAGCAGGCAGAUGUCUCUGCCAAGAUACAAACAGUACUGCAGGUGCUCCUGAUGGACUACCUGGAUGUGAAAAACACGCGCAGUGCUGCAGAACCGUCCGUCCAGCUCUCCUACACCAGCGCUGGCAGUGAUUUUGGAGCCUUCUUUGCCAAGAAGAAACCUCAGCGGCCAAAACAGUCCCUGUUCAAAUUUGAGUCCUCCUCCCACGCCAUCAGCAUGAGUGCAUACCUGCGUGAACAGCGCAGAGAACUUUACAGCAAAAGCGGCGAAUUGCAAGGCGGAGCUGAUGAUAACCUCAUAGAAGGAGGAGAGACAAAGUUUCUCUGUAAGCCUGGAGCAAGGAACAUCACCGUGAUCUUCCAGCCUUUACUGAGGUUCAUUCAGGAGAUUGAGCAGAAUAUGGGGCCAGGUCAGGCGAAGCAGUGCCAACUCCGCACCUUCCUCACCUAUUACAUCAAUGACCUGUUCCUCCACCAGGUCCGCACAGAGAUCAACAAAGACAUCGAGGGCGUCACCAAAGUGUCCGACCCACUUAAGAUACUGGCCAGCGCAGACACCAUGAAAAACUUGGGUGUACAACGACCUCUCCUGCAGAGCACCGUCGUUGUGGAAAAGUCCAUUCAAGAUCUGAUGAGUCUGAUGCAAGACCUCAGUGCUUACUCUAACCAGUUCCUGGAGAUGGUGUGUGACAAACUCAAAGAGUACAAGGAAAUUUGCAACACUGCUUACAGGGGUAUUGUCCAAUGUGAGGAGAAGCUGACCAUCAGUGCUUCCUGGGCUAAGGAUGAAGAUAUUAGUCGUCUCCUGCAGUCUCUUCCUAACUGGGCCAACAUGGCCCAGCCCAGGCAGGUCAGACAGAAGAGAGAGGAUGAAGAGGACUUCACACGGGCUGCCUUUGCGAAGGAGUCGGAGGUGCUGACAGGUAACCUAGGAGACAAGCUGAUCCCUCAGAAUGAGAUUCUACGUGAUGUUAGCGAUCUGAAGGCCCUGGCCAACCUACAGGAGAGCAUGGAAUGGCUGGCAGGCAGACUCAAAGGCUUCUUCUCCAGCCUGCCCCACAGCUCCAAUGUAUCUCCAGGCUCCGACGCCCAGGUUAGCAGUGAGAGCACGCGCAGUCGGGAGCAGAUUUUGCAGACUCUGUCUGAUCUUUGCAGAUCCUUUCAGGACAUUGCUGAUCGUUGUCUACUGGUGCUGCACCUGGAGGUUCGAGUGCACUGUUUCCACUAUCUGAUCCCGCUGGCCAAACAGGGCAAUUAUGCCAUUGUGGCGAAUGUGGCCAGCAUGGACUAUGACCCUCUGGUAGUCAAGCUCAAUAAGGACAUCAGUGCUAUUGAAGAGGUGAUGGGAGCUGCGCUGCAGCAGCACAAGUUCCAGUACAUCUUUGAAGGCCUGGGUCAUUUGAUCUCCUGUAUUCUGAUCAACGGCGCUCAGUACUUCAAGCGCAUCAGUGAGUCCGGGAUUAAGAAGAUGUGUCGUAAUAUCUUCGUUCUCCAGCAGAACCUGACUAACAUCACCAUGUCCCGGGAGGCCGACCUGGACUUUGCCAGGCAAUACUAUGAGAUGCUCUACAACACUGCAGAUGAACUGCUGAAUCUAGUGGUGGAUCAGGGUGUGCGUUUCACAGAGCUAGAGUACAUUAACGCCCUGAGCCUGCUCCACCGCAGUCAGACGGGAGUGGGAGACCUGACCGUGCAGAACACACGCCUGCAGCGCCUCAAAGAGAUCAUCUGUGAGCAAGCUGCCAUAAAACAGGCCACGAAGGACAAGAAGAUCACAACUGUCUGAUCAAGUUCUCCAGUCUAUCACAUCUGUAUCUCACUGAACAGCAGUGAUCAGUGGUUUACAUACUCCUACAUUAGCUUAUUGUGGUUUUAUUACGCUUGUAAAGAUGACAAUGAUUAAACAUCCCUUCAGUCUUUUGGGUAUAUCACAGAUUAAUUGGUAAGUGGCAUUUCAGUCAUAGGCUUUGCAUAUGUACAUCUCACACACACACACACACACACAUUCUGUAGUUACUUAAUUCCGCAGACCAUGUCCAGUUGGCUCUGCCUUCCUGGUGCAGAGAGGCUGUCAGAUCAUGGAUUAGGCACCGUUUUCCUCUCAUUUUGCUCUAAUGUCAGAACUGCUGCUCUCAGUAAGUCUCCACCUCCCAGUGCGCCCUGCAGCCUGAUUUCACAGUAACCCAUACAAAGUUAGAAUAUUUACCUUCUAAUCGAGCAAACAGAAGGGCACAGGAUUAGUUUUCACUCAUGUUUCUCCUUUGGGGUGUAGGGUAGUUUGAUUUAAAGGGUAGUUUGAUUUAAAGGGGAUAAAAUCAGUAUUGCAUUCUUUUACCAACACCAUAGAGCUGCAUCUCACAAACCACUGCGUAUGUUUGCUAACAGUGAGAUUGCAGUUCACGGCCUGAUUGGUAGAGAUGUAAUUAUAAAACUCUCCCCCC
This is a messenger RNA of Chanos chanos (milkfish), 3571 nucleotides long. RefSeq names its product exocyst complex component 4 (gene exoc4). Bases 1 to 2916 code for a protein of 971 amino acids. The transcript has 18 exons. NCBI's taxonomy places the organism in Eukaryota, Metazoa, Chordata, Actinopteri, Gonorynchiformes, Chanidae. Gene Ontology annotation, cellular component: synapse; exocyst; growth cone membrane. The record is from RefSeq and is a predicted model, not a curated record. Gene Ontology annotation, biological process: exocytosis; Golgi to plasma membrane transport; chemical synaptic transmission.